AUGUCUCAAGAUCUCGAGAUGGAUUAUCCAUGGGUCUGGAAGAGUUUGAACUAUGAAAGCCCAAACUCAUGCUUCGGCAGUAUGGUGCGGGGACCAACUGACCGCCUACCGUUUGUGUCUCAUUCCCCGCCAAAUAAAAAAGUGACCAGAGUCGAUCACUCGACUCCAACUCAGAUCAUUGACUCUUUUUAG
Penicillium mononematosum is the source of this 192-nucleotide messenger RNA. RefSeq lists its product as uncharacterized. The transcript has 2 exons. NCBI's taxonomy places the organism in Eukaryota, Fungi, Ascomycota, Eurotiomycetes, Eurotiales, Aspergillaceae. Bases 1 to 192 code for a protein of 63 amino acids. The record is from RefSeq and is a predicted model, not a curated record.